Messenger RNA from Zeugodacus cucurbitae (melon fly), 895 nucleotides. Its product is annotated as uridine-cytidine kinase-like. Gene Ontology annotation, molecular function: ATP binding; kinase activity. Gene Ontology annotation, cellular component: cytoplasm; cytosol. NCBI's taxonomy places the organism in Eukaryota, Metazoa, Arthropoda, Insecta, Diptera, Tephritidae. The transcript is spliced from 6 exons. The record is from RefSeq and is a predicted model, not a curated record. Bases 143 to 802 code for a protein of 219 amino acids.
CGCAACAGCUGUUUUGAUGUUUUACACAAUGCGGUUGUAUGAAUAAAAAAAAAACUGCAAAGUUCUUGUCAUAAAGUUAAUAAUAUUAAUUCGGAAGUUAUAAGUGUAAUUUGUGCUCCUGCAGAAGCUGCAUACAAUCAUAAUGGAUAUCGACAACACUCUACUGCUGCCUAAUAGCGAGCACAAAUCAGAUAUAAAGACACCAUUUCUAAUUGGAGUGGCUGGUGGAACUGCCAGUGGAAAAUCAACAGUAUGCAAAAAAAUCAUGAUACAGCUGGGUCAAGCCGACAUGGAUCAAGCACAACGACAAGUUGUCACAAUAAGCCAAGAUAGCUUCUAUCGUGAGUUAACGCCCGCUGAGAAAGCCAAAGCGAGGAAGGGUCUCUUCAAUUUCGAUCAUCCAGACGCAUUCAAUGAAAAUUUGAUGUACGAUACAUUGCAGGAGAUAUUAAAGGGCAGAAUAGUUAAAGUGCCCUGCUAUGAUUAUCGCACAAAUUCGCUUGAUCACGAGAAUAAACUAACUAUAUAUCCGGCUGAUGUGGUAUUAUUCGAAGGUAUACUUGUAUUUUAUUUCCCCAAAAUACGCGACCUCUUUCACAUGAAACUCUUCGUGGAUACAGACUCUGAUACACGCUUGGCGCGAAGAGUGCCGCGUGAUAUCAAUGAACGUGGGCGUGAUUUGGACGCAGUGCUGACUCAGUAUAUGACAUUUGUUAAGCCUGCUUUUGAGGAAUUUUGCUCACCGACUAAGAAAUUCGCAGAUGUAAUUAUACCGCGAGGCGCUGAUAACACGGGUAAGUAAUGUUUUAUUUUGUCUGGUUUUGUUGUUGUACUCGUUUACUUUUUUGAUUAUUUUCUUAUUUAUGCCAAGUAUUUGACAAUUGAUAACAGUCAU